AUGAAGGCUGCUUUCCUCACUGUUCUCGCCGCUCUGGCUGCUUCCACCAUCGCCGCCCCUGCCGGCAGCUUAUCUGAGCUCACUCAGGUCACCAAGUCUAUUUCCUCUUCCGGCUCUUCUGUCUCCAGCGGCGCUGUUGCCCCCUCUGCUGCCGGCUCCGCUAGCGGCCACGUCGUUCAGGACUUGGGCGGCAAUGUCAAGCAGAUCCUCACCGUUACCGGACCUGAUGCCAAGCAGCUCCUCAUCGAGUUGAGCCCUGAUGUCACUGGUCUUCUCUCCAGCCUCGGCCUGCCCGGCGUCGGAGUCGCUGUUGGCAGCGUUGUUCAAUCUGCUUCUAGCCUCGGUGACCUGCUCACCAACCUCGCUCAGCCCCUCGAGGGUCUGCUCACCGUUGUCGGGCAGGAUGGAGGCGUUCUUCUCAUUCAGCUCGACCCCUCCGUCACCGCUCUUGUCUCCAGUCUCGGCCUGCCUGGUGUCGGUACCCCAGUCGGAACUGUUGUCGGUACUCUGGGUCAGAACCUGAAGCGCUCCAACGGCGAGAUUGUUCAGGAUCUUGCCCCCCAGGUCAAGAACGUCCUUGAGGUCACCGGCCCUAACGCCAAGCGCCUUCUCGUCCAGCUUAGCCCUUCUGUCGCUUCCCUCGUCGCCAAUCUCGGUCUCCCCAGUGUUGGCACCUCGGUUGGCAGCAUCGUCAAGACCGCUGGCAGCAUCGGUGACCUUCUCAAGGACCUCAGCACCCCCGUCGAGCAGCUCCUCACCGUUGUUGGUCAGGAUGGCUCCUACCUCCUCAUCCAGCUGUCUCCCGAAGUUGCUGGCCUCGUCAGCAGCCUCGGGCUUCCUGGUGUUGGCACCUCGGUCGGCACUGUUGUCGGCACUGUUGGUGACAACCUGUAA
This is a messenger RNA of Aspergillus aculeatus ATCC 16872, 894 nucleotides long. RefSeq lists its product as uncharacterized. NCBI's taxonomy places the organism in Eukaryota, Fungi, Ascomycota, Eurotiomycetes, Eurotiales, Aspergillaceae. The record is from RefSeq and is a predicted model, not a curated record. Bases 1 to 894 code for a protein of 297 amino acids. The transcript has a single exon.